Messenger RNA from Penicillium paradoxum, 1437 nucleotides. RefSeq names its product tRNA dimethylallyltransferase. Lineage: Eukaryota; Fungi; Ascomycota; Eurotiomycetes; Eurotiales; Aspergillaceae. Gene Ontology annotation, biological process: tRNA modification. Gene Ontology annotation, cellular component: mitochondrion. The record is from RefSeq and is a predicted model, not a curated record. Bases 1 to 1437 code for a protein of 478 amino acids. Gene Ontology annotation, molecular function: tRNA dimethylallyltransferase activity; ATP binding. The transcript has 2 exons.
AUGCUCUCUGUUCUGCGAUCGAUCUGGCACAGAAAACAAAUCAUGAAUCCUCUCAUCGCCGUGGUCGGUGCUACAGGCACAGGCAAGUCGAAGCUUGCAGUAGACUUGGCUUCUCGAUUCAAUGGUGAAAUUAUCAAUGGCGAUGCUAUGCAGAUGUACCGCGGUCUGCCAAUCAUCACAAACCAGAUCCCGACUGAUGAGCGAAACGACAUCCCCCACCACCUUCUCAGUUGCAUCGACCUAGACACCGAGGCUUGGCGUAUCGGGCUCUUCAAGCGAGAAGCUUUACGAGUCAUUGAAGACAUCAGAGCCCGUGGCAAGGUUCCUAUUCUUGUCGGGGGAACACAUUAUUAUACCCAAGCGGUGCUGUUCAAAGACCAGCUGGUGGGCGAAGGGGUGGAUGACGAAGGCGAGCGGGAACAGCUCACGGAAUUCAGCUCAACCUCGAAGAAAUGGCCAAUUCUGGACUCACCGCCAGAGAUUCUUUUGGAGAAACUGCGCGAGGUGGAUCCUGUCAUGGCUGCACGGUGGCAUCCGAGAGAUGGACGGAAAAUCCGACGGUCUUUGGAGAUCUAUUUUCAGACAGGACGGCCGGCGUCGGAGAUUUAUAAAGAACAGUUCUCCCAAAAAAGAAAGGCAAUGGAUCAGGAGGAGGGACUAUUGCGGUUCGAGAACACGUUGGUGUUCUGGGUACAUGCCGAAAAGGAAAUCCUCAAUGCGCGCCUGGAUGCCCGUGUUGAUGACAUGGUCAAGCAGGGCUUGAUGACCGAGGCGCACAAAAUGUCGGAUUACUUGCAGGAAAAGGCUUCGCAGGGGAUUGAAGUCGAUCAAACGCGGGGUGUCUGGGUGUCUAUCGGAUUCAAAGAACUGGCCCCGUACUUCAAGGCUCUCCGGGAAGGGGAAGCAAGCGAGAAAGAGAUUGAAGACCUCAAGCUCCACUCUCUUGAAUUGAUUCGGAUCGCAACCCGGCAGUACGGAACAUCGCAAGUCAAAUGGAUCCGCAACAAACUCUGGCGCGCACUCACGGAAGCCGGAGAGACCCGUCGUCUUUACCUUCUAGACAGUUCCAAUGUCAGCGACUGGAGCAAGAACAUCACCAAGCCAUCUGAACAGAUCGUACAGCAAAUGCUACAAAAUGAGCCGACUCCGGAUCCCAAAACGCUAUCUGAAUUGGCGGCGACGGAGUUCGGUGCGAAGGAAGCCCAAGCCCAAAAGCGUGUGCAGACAGAUCCGAUCGGGAAAUGCUAUACGUGUGACGUCUGUCAGAAAACCAUGGCGACCGAGGACCAGUGGCAUAUCCACCUGAACAGUCAUCAACAUAAAAGGGGAUUGAAGUCUGCGGUUAAGAGGGCACAGCGCGACGAAUAUUUCCGACAGAAGGCCUUGGAAGCGGAGGGGAGUCAGGUUCCUGGGGCUGAAUCUGGGCCCAGCUCAUGA